CCGCUCCUGCCUCCGCGCAUGAAUUCACCGCGCCGCCGACUCUCCCCUCUACUCCACCGUAGAGGACCGCGGUGUUGGUCCCGGCCCACCGCAGCCGCCCGGCAGCUGUGCCCUCUGCUCCCGCUGCCAGUCCCCCGUCAUGACCCCCCCUUCCUGCCAUUCUGCCGAUAUUCGCUGAAUGGGGUUCGUGGCCGGCUCGAGGCUUCCACCGCAACUGGCCAUCCGCUUCCAUUAUUUCUCUAAUGAGGACAGCCAUCGGGAUUUAACUCCGUUCUCCUCUGCGCGUAUUUGAUUAUUAUUAUCUUUUGUAUAGGGGAGGGGAGAGAGGCUGCAUCUUCAGACGCGUCAAAGAUUUUAUGAGACUCGGUCAACAGAGAGAGAGAGAGAGAGGGAGACAGGCCGGCGAUCAACGUACUGCGGAAAAUGAAGUGCUUUUGAACUCAAUCAUUGUUCCGAGGUCUGCAUAUGGGGGCGGGCAAGAGCAAGCCCAAGGAGCCGGGCCAGCGCUCCAUGAGCCUGGACGGCACCAUCGGCACAGGCUCCGACAGCGGGCACUUCCACCACCUGGGACCGGCCCAGCAGACUCAAACGCCCAACAGGAGCCCUGCCGUCGGGACGGGCAGGCGUGGGCACCAAGGGCAGCACCAGCUCGCCCCGACAAACACUCCUGAGCUGGCUCUGUUCGGAGGGGUGGACCACACAGGCACCAUCACCUCGCCCCAUAGAGGAGGUGUCACUACAUUUGUGGCGCUGUAUGACUAUGAGUCACGGACCGCGUCCGACCUGACCUUUAGGAAAGGGGACAGGCUGCAGAUCGUCAACAACACAGAAGGGGACUGGUGGCUCGCCCGCUCCCUGACGACAGGAGAGAGCGGUUACAUCCCCAGUAACUAUGUGGCUCCGUCCGACUCCAUCCAAGCAGAAGAGUGGUACUUUGGGAAGAUCACUCGGCGCGACUCCGAGAGGCUCCUGUUGAACUUGCAGAACAGACGAGGAACCUUCUUGGUGAGGGAAAGCGAGACCACUAAAGGGGCAUACUGCCUGUCAGUGCUGGAUUAUGACAACACCAAAGGCCUGAAUGUUAAACAUUACAAGAUCAGGAAGCUGGAUAGCGGAGGUUUCUACAUCACCUCCCGCACCCAGUUCAGCAGCCUUCAGCAGCUCGUCUUCCACUACCGCAGUGAGUCCUCGCAUCCUCUCUCUGACGGUAAACCUUUCACAACACCGUUUGCCCAUGAACUGCCCCGCUCACUCUCCCUUCUCUUCCCUCGUUCAGAGCACUCCGAUGGGCUGUGCCACGCUCUAUCGGACGUGUGUCCUGUGGCCAAACCUCAGACUCAGGGACUGGCCAGGGACGCCUGGGAGAUCCCCCGAGAGUCCCUCCGCCUCGACCUUAAACUGGGACAGGGCUGCUUUGGAGAGGUCUGGAUGGGCACAUGGAACGGUACAACACGGGUAGCCAUUAAGACCCUGAAGCCCGGCACCAUGUCUCCAGAGGCCUUUCUUCAGGAAGCACAGGUCAUGAAGAAGCUCAGGCACGAGAAGCUGGUCCAGCUGUACGCCGUUGUGUCUGAGGAGCCCAUCUACAUUGUGACAGAAUACAUGAGCCAAGGCAGCUUACUGGACUUCCUCAAAGGAGAAGCAGGAAAGAUGCUUCGUCUUCCUCAGCUAGUAGACAUGUCUGCUCAGAUCGCAGCAGGCAUGGCCUACGUGGAGAGGAUGAACUACGUCCACAGAGACCUGCGCGCUGCAAACAUCCUGGUGGGAGACAACCUGGUGUGUAAAGUAGCUGACUUUGGUCUGGCACGACUCAUCGAAGACAACGAGUACACUGCGAGACAGGGAGCUAAGUUCCCAAUCAAAUGGACGGCACCAGAGGCAGCUCUGUACGGUCGUUUCACCAUCAAGUCGGACGUCUGGUCCUUCGGUGUGCUGCUCACGGAGCUGGCGACUAAAGGCAGAGUCCCGUAUCCAGGUAUGGUGAACCGCGAGGUGCUGGACCAGGUGGAGCGCGGCUACCGGAUGCCCUGCCCCUCCGAGUGCCCCGGCUCUUUGCACGAGCUCAUGCUCUCCUGCUGGAGGAAGGACCCAGAAGAGAGGCCUACGUUUGAGUACCUGCAGGGCUUCCUAGAGGACUACUUCACCUCCACGGAACCCCAGUAUCAGCCCGGGGAGAACCUAUAG
Messenger RNA from Cyclopterus lumpus (lumpfish), 2184 nucleotides. RefSeq names its product proto-oncogene tyrosine-protein kinase Src-like. The transcript has 12 exons. Gene Ontology annotation, biological process: innate immune response; protein phosphorylation; negative regulation of extrinsic apoptotic signaling pathway. NCBI's taxonomy places the organism in Eukaryota, Metazoa, Chordata, Actinopteri, Perciformes, Cyclopteridae. The record is from RefSeq and is a predicted model, not a curated record. Gene Ontology annotation, molecular function: non-membrane spanning protein tyrosine kinase activity; growth factor receptor binding; ATP binding. Bases 466 to 2184 code for a protein of 572 amino acids. Gene Ontology annotation, cellular component: extrinsic component of cytoplasmic side of plasma membrane.